AUGUACCGAUCUCUGAUGCUCAUCGCCCUAUAUAUAUCAGCCCUAGCCGCUGCUGCUCCCAAUCCCCCUUCCAACGAACCAGACAACCAACCACCUAACCAGCCAGUCGUCGGGAUUCGACCACCCAACCAGCCAGUUGUCGGGCUCCCAGACAACCAUCCACUCGACCAGCCUGGUGCAGGGAGCCGACCACCUAAUCAACCAGUCGUCGGGCUCCCGGACAACCAUCCACUCAACCAGCCAGGUGCAGGGAGUCGACCACCUAACCAGCCAGCCAACCCACUAGCCGAUCAACAGGACCUAUCACCUGCACGACUCGCAACCAGGAAUCUGCACAACAACUGCCAAAACAUACGCAUAGAGAACCCACCCCCACCACUCCAAAACAUGGACACCGCAAACGCUCAGCCAAGGUACGCAACAGAAUUGACUGCCUCUCCGGAAUCAGAAUACUGGAGCGAUGCGUCGACCCUGCGCGGAUCCGAACGACGCGCUAAUUUGCCUAGAGCACCCAAGCCACUCUUAGUGGGCAAUUGCAAGAAGCGGGACGGCCAGUCCCGGGAGACAAAGUUGUCCUUGGACUAUUGUCUCGGGUGGCGAGAAGAAAAUGGUGGAACUUUGGUUGCGGAGAGCAGGUAG
Messenger RNA from Aspergillus oryzae RIB40, 639 nucleotides. RefSeq lists its product as uncharacterized. The transcript has a single exon. Bases 1 to 639 code for a protein of 212 amino acids. The record is from RefSeq and is a predicted model, not a curated record. NCBI's taxonomy places the organism in Eukaryota, Fungi, Ascomycota, Eurotiomycetes, Eurotiales, Aspergillaceae.